CUCGCUUCCUGCUGCGAGACGAUGUCGAGUCGUCUUUAGGAUGAUGAUGAUGCUUGCUACGCCGAGCGUCGAAGCCGCUCGGGUCAUCCUGAUGUUCACUACGCCUGGUUGAGCCGGCUCGUGGACUCUCUUGGAGCGAGGGAAAGGAGCUGAAUGAGGGCGGGGCUGCCAUGCAUCAGCAGCUGCGACAAGCCGACAAUGACAAUGUCAAAUCGCGACGAGACCAGCUUGUCAGUUGUCGUCCUGCUCCUGCUCCUGCUCCUGCUGCCAGUCGAUGGCUCGCAAGACGCUGGUCGAGCAGCUAGCCGAGCUCAAUGAACCCUUGGCCAGAGAUUUUGAUCCUGAAGAUGCAGAGACGUACAAACCUGGCUUCCUGCAGGAUGUCGAGCAGGACGACGAUCAGCUUGAUCGAGUAGAGUCACCGGCCAAGAGCAGACUUCGCAAGCUAGACGCCACAGACGACCCAAGAUACGCUGGCCGGCAAAGCUCACGCAAAGCUGCCUUGGAUUAUAGCGACGACGAAAUUUCGAGCGCAGAGGCAUCAGACGAGUCACAAGACAGCGAGGAAGCAGAGCAGCAGUCAGAGACAGCUCACGAGCCUGUCAGCUCAGAUGAUGAUGUGCCGAUGCAAGCGCAAGUGACAGAGCAACGACGGCCGUCGCCAGUAGACCAAGGCGCAGAUCGAGAGAUCUUGUCUCAGCUGCGCCAGGCUGCCUCUGCAGACGUGCGCAAAGGACAGCAUGUCAAGAAACAACUCUCACUAUGGGACAGCUUGCUCGAACUCAGGAUACGCGCGCAAAAGCUCGUUCUCGUCGCCUGCACUCUGCCAAGCGUGAGCAACUCAGAAAGCCCAUUUGGUCUCGUGCUAAGAUGGCUGCAGUCGCAAGAUCAUGAAAGCUUCGCCGAGGCCAAUGCCGAGUCUCGUCAGGCGCUGUCUACCGCACUGAAGAGCACUGCCGACCUUAGCGAUGCGCUCUAUGACUUGCGCGUCACGUUGCUUCGAAAAAAUGGCAACAUCGACAUCUCUGCAGGCAAGCGAAAGCGUUCCAUCGAAGAUGACUUGGCUGGCUUUCUGUCCGAUUCCGUAGACAACAUGUCUAUGCUCGAGGAGAGGCUACAAACUCAGGUUCGCGCGACGGUGACGAAAUGGCACGAGAAGGUCACUGUGGCAACCGGCGCCUCACAACUCAAUGGUAAUCGAUUCGCAGUCAAGGCCAUCAACCAGAGCACGAUGCUCCAAGUCGAUUCAGCCAUGUCACAGGAGCGCGAGAAGCUCAGCAAGCGAACCCGCGUCAACCGAACAGACAGCAAACGCCUGCGCACGUCGGCGGCCGAAAGCACAAUAGACGACGAUAUUUUCGACGAUACAGAUUUCUAUCAGGCGCUUCUCAAAGAGGUCGUCGAAGGUCGCUCUGUCGAUCUCGAUGAUCCAACGCUCGGUAUCGGUCGAUUAGAUGAGUAUCGGAAGAAGAAGACAAAGCAAGUCGAUACAAAGGCCAGCAAAGGGCGCAAAUUGCGCUUUCAUGUGCACGACAAGGCCGUCAAUUUCAUGGUGCCGAUACCGCAAGGGACGUGGCAAGACGACCAAGUGAACGAGCUCUUUGCCUCCUUGCUGGGUCAGACGAACGGCGGCAAAGCGCUGGAGCAGCCUGCUCAGGCAGAGAUAGGACAGCUACGGUUGUUCUAGAUGCUAUGCAAUGCGGUACGGACACAUUUACUACGGCAGGAACGGCAACAGGGUAGGCACCCGAGCGCGAUAGUCGACGUACUGCUGUCCGAAGAACUCGACCAGAUGCUUCUCUUCGCCUGCGACACGCUUCUCAGCUUCGGACGAGUACAGGAGGAGAGCGACUUACCGAUGAUUCGCAUCGCAAAAAAUCGGUAGAGCGUGAUGGCGAAUGCGACUGCUGCAAUGGGAUUGCCCAGCAGGAUCUGGGUCCCGACAGCCCAGUAGAAGAAUGCAGCAUAGCUCGGAUGUCGCGAGUAUGCAUAGAUGCCGUGCGAGACCAGGACGUGACCGUCGCGCUUCG
Messenger RNA from Mixia osmundae IAM 14324, 2030 nucleotides. RefSeq lists its product as uncharacterized. Lineage: Eukaryota; Fungi; Basidiomycota; Mixiomycetes; Mixiales; Mixiaceae. The record is from RefSeq and is a predicted model, not a curated record. Gene Ontology annotation, biological process: maturation of SSU-rRNA from tricistronic rRNA transcript (SSU-rRNA, 5.8S rRNA, LSU-rRNA). The transcript has 6 exons. Gene Ontology annotation, cellular component: nucleus; nucleolus. Bases 275 to 1687 code for a protein of 470 amino acids.